GUUUCUUCCCUUAGAAAAAAUGAAACGUGACGUUGGUGAGGAAGUCUCCAAUGAGCCGUUGGUGUCCAGGAAGAGCUCCAUUUCCACGGCAGCCUUAGGGACGGGAUCGGGGCCGUGCUGGCGGACAGAUGGAUGUGGGCUCUGAGAGAGUUCAGUGGCUGAGCCAGGUCCUUCCUGCCCGCCCGGUGCUGUGGGUCUGCUGGCAGGGACGUGCUGUGCUGGAGCAGCCGGUGAGCUGCAGCAAAGUGCUACUGGGAAGCAAAGCCUGAGCUGGGGACACGUUUCCUUGGCAGGGAGAGUCUUGGGGAGAGCAGCUGCUUUCCUACGGGGCCGCCUGGAACCACCAACCUGCCUGGAGCUGAGGCUGCAAAUGGGGCCAGAAGGGACUGCGCCUGGCUCUGCUGCUUGUCCUGGGGGUGUCCCCCCCACCAGUCGGAACGGGGACAGGAGUGAGGCUCUCACACAAGCUCUUCAGGUGAUUUUUAUGUGAGACCCUGGACCCGAGGCCAUGCCCGUGUGCAGUGAGCAGCAGCCGUGCACUCAGCAACCUUGCAGCCGUGCCCAUGCUCUGCUGCAGCCCCGGCCCAGCCAUGGAGAGUGCAGAGGCGGAGUCGGACAUCCUGCGCCGUGUUCGCACGCUGCUGCGCGAGCUGGAUGGCCACCACCCUGCCUGCCAGAGUGACCGAGGGAUGCUACGAUGGACCCUGCACAAAAAAAUUGACCAGAAUCCCAGUAACAGCCCCAUCCUGGUCCGGAUCCUGGUGAAAGAGCUGGAGAGGGCAGAGCGAGGUGACUACAGGCAUUACAUCAUCCCCCUGCUGCACACGCUGAUGUACGCCUUGAUCAAGGCUCCCUGCAUCUCUGAUGAGCUCUGCAGCAGAGUGUAUGAUUUCUGCAAGAAGCUGCUCACUCUGCCCAAACCUUUCUGCACCAUUGGUCUGGACUAUGCUGCCAGGCUGAAGAUGGAAAAGACGGCACCAGGAAUGCUCUACCAAAGGAUGGUGAUUUCCGAACAAAGUCUUAGAAGCGACCCCUACCCCUACCAGGAAAAGAUUUUCAUCUUCGCCGACCCGGAGCUGCUCUCUGAAGCCAUCUGCAAGGCUCUGCUCACUGACACAGAGGCAGCUCGUGUCUCCCAGAGCCCGCGGGCGUGUAUGUGCUAUGUGAUUACCCACGCUAUGCAGGCAGCCCUGGGCGAGGGCUGUGACCUCAGCGCCUUGAGGAUGCAGCUCCAGGGCAUGCCCAGCAGCGAGGUCGAGCACUGGUUCCAGGAGGUGGUGAUGGCUGUCGAGUGCACGGGGAGCAAAGUGGCUGCAGACCGUGGGCAGCACAUGGAGAGGCUGCAGAGCAUCUACAGUGCCAUCCUCAGCUCCUCACCACCAGGUGAUGCUCCUCUGGAAGGGCUGCAGGGCACCCCACUGCCCAACCCCAACAUCAGCUUCCACCUCUGGACAGAAGAUGAUCAGCUCUGGAAGGAGCUGGUGCUGUUCAUCCGCCCGCUGUCGCAGAGCUGCGAGCCCGAUCACCUGAGCCAGGACCUGGACAACUUUGAGAUCCAGGACAUCAUUUCAGACUGCGAGUGCUGUGAGCAGACCCGCUUCUCCGUGCUCUCCACCGACAGCGGCAUCGAGAGGGAUCUGCCACCGACUUCCGAGGAGCCCUUUGCCCCGUGCAGUGCUGACACAGAGCAAUCCCGGCUCCAUAGGAAAGGUGGCAUUAAAAAAAAGCCCUCGCCGCUGGAGAGCGUGGCCUUCCUGCAGACCGGCUGCAACGGCCCCGGGGUGAAACCUACAGCCAAAGUGCAGAGGAGAGUGGGGAUCCCCACUGAGCCCACGGCCCCGUUGUUGAGGCUGCACACUGCCCGCAUUGUGCUGCUGGGGGACGACCGCAUCCUGGGGCGCCUGGCCCAAGCCUACCAUUCCCUGCGGAAGCGAGAGACACGACGUGUCUUCCUGACCCCAAGGCUAAACCUGCAGUUCUACUACAUGCCGGUGACCGGGCAGCCGGGCGCACUGGCAGCUGCGAACCCCUCUGCCACCAGCCCUGAGGAGCUCUGCGAGGUGGCCGCCUACCUGGGCAGAGCCGAUCCCUGGUAUGAGAGCAACAUCAACACGCUGUGCCACAUGAUCCCCAAGCUGGCCACCAUGCCUUCCUCUCCAAGCAAGCAUCUGGUGACUGAUCUCUUCAUCACUGAUGUUAUUGCUUACUACGUCCGUAUGGGCGCCCAGCCCGUCUGCUUCCAGGUGUAUGCAGUGAAGGUUUUCUUCAGCAGCUCGUCUCAGGAGCCAGCUGAGGAUGUGUUCCUCACGGAGCUGUGUGUCCGGAUGCAGGACAGCAUCUCCCCCAGAGAGGUAAACCCUGCCAAGAAGAAGACGACCCUGGAUGGCCCUGGCAUAGAUCUGAAUGUAACAUACAGGAAGGUCGUGGUGAGUGACCGGGCAAAGGAGGUGUCCCUGUCCCUGCGCUCCACGGGUCUCUCAAUGAAGGCCAUCCCUGCCAACGCAGCUGAAGAUCUGGCCUGUCUAAAUGUGGACGUCACUGAAGUUGUUAGGAUCAACAACUUGUCAGGACGAUCCUUCUCAACCGUGGCAAACAAGUUGAAGACGUGCAACAUCAAAAUCAGGAGCACGGAGCAGAGGCCCUUCACACUGUGUCUGGACAAGGACAGCAGAAGGACCUACAGGAAUGUGAUCAGCCUGGAAGUGUCUCCUUGCCUAGAGCCCAGCUACUGCCUGCAAAAGUCAAGGACAAUGAAAUUCAGCCUGCACGAAGCAGAGGAUGUGGGACUUGUGAAAUACAUGCCCAAGUCUCUGCUGCUGCCCAUCAACACAUUUGCAGGUGUCAUCCAAUGAAGAAAAGGAGAAAAAGCUGAUGUGCAAGAUGCAGCACCUGGGUCGUUAUAGAAGAUGUGGGAAAAGAAAGCACACUAAGAAGCUGCCAACAGUGGCUUUGCAACCAGGGUGGUGUUUCUAAAGCUGCAAAGGCAGGAGUGGGCAGGGCUUGGGAAGGACAGCUGUGUGCCAAGGAAUGGCUGUGGUGGCCAUAGCCUGGGCUCCCUGCCAGGGCAGAGCUCUCCUGAAGGACUGAGAGAUUUGACCUUUUGCACAAGUCAUGAAAAAACCUCCAAGCUUUUCAUUUCAGGGAAGGGACUGGAGAAAAUAGAGCCGAGGUGAUGGUGCUUGCUGUGCUUGUGGAUCAGAGAGUAGUUGCUAGCACUAAUAUUUAUUGGGGUGGCAUCUCCUGGCCUGGCAUGCCUGUGUGUCCAACGCGUGGGACACCCACUGUUGUUUCAGAGGGGCUUUGCAAGAACGAUGGGCGGUGUGAAGCAGAGACACGACAAAUCCAGUGCAAUAUUUGGCAGUGAUGUGCUCAGGUUGCCCAGGCAGCACAGCCUGGCUUCGUUCUGAGAAGCCUGCAGAACCCCUGGGAGACUCCUCUGUUCCUCCCUCCUGCUGCAGUCAGGUGUGGGAGCCCUCCCCUGGUUUGCAGAUGGGCUCGCACCAGUGCAGCUUUGUGGAGCAAAGUGUCCAAGGCCCAUCUUUGCUGAAGUAAUGGAAGAAACAUGGUGUGCAUUGGUUGGCUCUCUGAAUACGGUCUGUGAUAUCUGGGUUGUCUCCAGGGAGUCUUCUGUAAAUUCACAUUGGAGGGGAUGUGGGAUCCAUGGCACCCUUCUAUGACACUAUCAGCUUUGAUUCUCUCAGCUCCCAGCAGCUCGGGGUGCUGGCUUGUAUCCUCUGCCCCAAGGAGGAGUCCUCCAGCCUUGUCAGUGCAACAGCAGCUCUUCAGUGUCACCACGGGGCAUCCCUGGAGCACAGAUAUCCAAGUCUGGAGAUGCUUCCCUCCAAGCCUGCGGGUUGCCCUGGCUGGUUGGGCCCCAUGAAAUCCUCCUGCUGCUGCUCCUUAUUGUUGCCUUGGCACAGAAGACGGCUUUGGUUCCUGUUCCCAAAUUCAGGGUUUAUGCACUCUCACUUUGAAUGCACCACACAGCCCCAAACUAGCACUGGAAUACAUUACAGAGGGCAAAGCAACUCUGGAGCUGUUGGUGCGUCAUGGGUUAUUUAGCAGCAUAAAGAGCCUCCAGGUCCCAAAAAGCGUUUAACCCCAAACCAGCACCUAUAGCUGAUGGGCAACAGCAUCACAGCACCUCAACAUCCUGGAAGGUCUCAGCAACCAUCUUCAGUUCUUCAGUGCAGUUUUUCACCUCCCCUCAAAAAUGACAACCAAUGCCGGGACAGCACCAAGCACUUUGGCCUUGGAAGGAGCUGAAGUUGGAAAGGAGGCUCAGAAAUAAGUCAAGCAACCUGCUUGCCCCAACAUCCUUCCUUUCUGAACUGCUGCAUAUGGUAACACUGGGCUCAAAGUGAUGAAUUUGAGCACAUCUCUGCCUCACUGGGCUCUUUGCUGGGGCACAUGGCCCUUGGCACACCAGCCAGCAGCUCACAAAGCCAUGAAACCAUGGGUCAGAGCGUGGCCUGUGGUGUCCAGGGCUGAAUCUGUACAGCUGUAAAUGGUGUAGAUGGAUUAUAAGUUAUUUGUACAGGUUUCACAGAGGAUCCAUUAUCAGAAGGUGCGACUCUUUUAAUGUCUAUAUAUAUAUAUAUAUGUAAAGAAGGGAAAAAAACAGCAGAAAUGGAUCUUUUUAUAAAUUUACUUGCUUGUG
This is a messenger RNA of Meleagris gallopavo (turkey), 4660 nucleotides long. Lineage: Eukaryota; Metazoa; Chordata; Aves; Galliformes; Phasianidae. The record is from RefSeq and is a predicted model, not a curated record.